Miscanthus lutarioriparius is the source of this 1275-nucleotide messenger RNA. Lineage: Eukaryota; Viridiplantae; Streptophyta; Magnoliopsida; Poales; Poaceae. The record is from the annotation of a GenBank genome assembly.
AUGGUCCAACGACUGGUAGAGACAUUUGGUCCGACAAGUCCAUAUAGCACAGAGAUCAGGGUGGGAGCUGCCGGUAUAGUGGCAACGGUUGCUGGCAGCAUCCGUUUGGACCAGUUCCCAGAUCAAGGGAUGAUGAUGAUUGAGUGCAUAUCAUCCCUGCUUGACACAUUUGAGGAAUACAGUUGGCGACCUGAGGGACAUCGGCGACAUACGGAUCUACCCAAAGAGUACGAGCGGGACUGGCUGCUCGAUGAACAAGAUUUUUUUCUGGUCGUGUACAACGAUUCUUACAAAAUUCCAAGUUGUACAAGGGCCGCUGACUGCAACGGUAACCCGCUCCAGGGCUACAAAAGUCUGGUGGUGCAAGGCCUGCUUAUCCUCCAGAAGCUCGCAAUCAACGAGAACAACUGCAGAGUCAUAAGCAACACUGAAGGUCUGCUAUCCAAGACGAUGUCGCACCUAACCUCAGACAAACUCCACAGGGACCAUCAUGAUGAAUGGUCCAUCAUAGCAGAGGAAUCACUAGAAUUCAUGAAUCGGUUGAUGGCUACUCUAGGAGGGACCGAAACAACAAAGCUGACGACAAGUGAGAUCUCAAGCAACAGCCAAGCGACGAUCUUUAGAACCCUGGGGUGCCACAAAUGUCCAGUGUUGCUGAAAAGACAAGCCGCAAAGGUCCACUUGCAUCUGUCUCCGGAUACACCGCCCUCCAUUGUGCCCGCUGGAAAUGGAAGCAACAGCAUAAUAUUCAUAUGGAUACUACUGGACAUUUUUCUGGUGCCAGAGCCAUAUUAUCACUUUGUUCGCAAGAAGCGCGGCGCCGGCGCCACUCAUCUGUUAAAACAGAGCAGCUACACCACAAGAUUAGCAGGUGAAAAGAUGCAGGCCAUGAUACAUUCGAAAACGGAGGCAAGUGGCACGAGUAUGCUACCAUCAGUUGUUGGUGACGUCAUUGGCAGCCUCGCCAGAACUGUUGCAGCAAUGUUCCUGAGGCAUCUCUGUGGAAGUUACCCCAAGGAAGAUGAAAAUCUCCAGAAGCUGAAGAAAGCCAUGUCCAGUGUGAUGCCAGAGGUGCUCCAAGAAAUUGUCCAUUGGCCCGCGACUGAAGAAAAACAAGUUGUAACAGAAGCAAACAACGGCGGCAAGGUUCUUCUGAUAGAGGGCCCGGACCUAGAGCAAGGUGGUGUUCCGCAUGAUAAUGAUAAUCGAGAGGAAAGCAGCUCUACCCCUUAUUAUCAGCAAAAGGGUGAGCAACACCAGGGAAUCCAACUGUAG